Microsporum canis CBS 113480 is the source of this 2904-nucleotide messenger RNA. RefSeq names its product neutral alpha-glucosidase AB. Gene Ontology annotation, molecular function: alpha-glucosidase activity; carbohydrate binding. Gene Ontology annotation, cellular component: glucosidase II complex. Gene Ontology annotation, biological process: carbohydrate metabolic process; N-glycan processing. The coding region runs from base 1 to 2904 and encodes 967 amino acids. The transcript has 3 exons. The record is from RefSeq and is a predicted model, not a curated record. NCBI's taxonomy places the organism in Eukaryota, Fungi, Ascomycota, Eurotiomycetes, Onygenales, Arthrodermataceae.
AUGGCGCCAUCACGGGCCAGCCAUCCACGAUGGUCACUCUUGAUUAUCGCCAUCGUCUCUUUUUUCACCGUGCCAGCAGUCAUGGUUAAACAUGAAAACUUCAAGACGUGCUCGCAAUCUGGCUUCUGUCAGCGUAACAGAAACUAUGCAGACAAUGCAGCCAGCCAGGCCUCCGCAUGGACCUCUCCUUUCAACCUUGAAGCCGGCUCUUUAACGUUCUCGGAUGGUCAAUUACUUGGAACUGUAAUCAAGACUUUGGAAAGUAACGAGAAAGUUCGGUUUCCGUUGGUAGCAUCGUUUUUGGAGUCUGGGGUUGCACGCAUCACAAUCGACGAGGAACGACGAAUGAAAGGAGACAUAAAACUACGCCGUGACAGCACUGUUAGGAAGGAACGCUAUAAUGAAGCUUCAAAAUGGGCAAUUACUGGUGAUAUGAAGCUUAGCUCGUCGGCUGAGCUCAACACCGACGAGACCUCGGGUAUCACCAAGAUCAAGUACGGGCCAGAUAUGAAAUUUGAGGCUGUCAUCAAGCACUCUCCCUUUGAAGUUUACUUCCAGAGGGAUGGCCAGACUCAGAUUCAGCUUAACUCCAAGGGUCUUCUCAACAUCGAGGAAUGGAGGCCCAGAAAUGACGUCGUUGAAUCCAAAUCCGAGCAAAAGACAGAGAGUGAGAAUACUGUGGACGAUAGUACCUGGUGGGAUGAGACUUUUGGAGGGAACACUGAUUCUAAACCGAGAGGGCCAGAGAGCGUAGGCCUAGAUAUCAGUUUCCCCGGCUACGAGCAUGUUUUUGGAAUACCGGAACAUGCAGACUCCAUGUCACUAAAGCAAACAAGGGGCGGUGAGGGGCAACAUACAGAGCCAUACCGAAUGUACAACUCAGACGUCUUUGAGUAUGAGCUGAAUAGCCCAAUGACGCUCUAUGGAUCAAUUCCUUUCAUGCAAGCUCACCGUAAGGAUUCCACAGUUGGUGUUUUCUGGCUUAAUGCCGCUGAAACAUGGGUUGAUAUUGUUAAAUCGACAAUCUCUCCCAACCCAAUGUCUAUCGGUGUAGAGGCAGAAACCACCACUGAAACUCAUUGGUUUUCGGAGAGUGGGCAGCUGGACGUCUUUGUUUUCCUGGGCCCAACUCCCGACACUAUUUCAAAGACCUAUGGCGAACUUACCGGGUUUACCCAACUCCCACAGCAAUUUGCCAUCGCUUACCACCAAUGUCGCUGGAACUACGUGACGGAUGAGGACGUGAAAGAUGUGGACCGUAAGUUUGAUAUGUACCAGAUACCGUAUGAUAUUAUCUGGCUUGAUAUCGAAUACACCGAUGGGAAGAAAUAUUUCACUUGGGAUCCCCACACCUUCCCUAACCCAAUUAGUAUGCAGAAACAGCUUGAUGCCUCCAAACGCAAACUGGUGUACAUCAUUGAUCCGCAUAUUAAAAAUGAGGCAAAUUAUCCAAUCGUUGACGAAAUGAAGAAGAAGGAUCUCGCUGUUCUGACCAAGAACAGGGAAAUUUAUGAAGGAUGGUGUUGGCCUGGAUCAUCUCACUGGGUGGACUGCUUCAAACCAGCUGCUGUAGAAUGGUGGGCCAAUCUCUUCAAAUAUGAGAACUUCAAGGGGACUGCCUCCAAUUCGUGGCUCUGGAACGAUAUGAAUGAGCCGUCUGUGUUCAAUGGACCCGAGACAACCAUGCCAAAGGAUAACAUCCAUCACGGGAACUGGGAGCAUCGGGAUGUCCAUAACAUCAAUGGAUUGACAUUCGUCAAUGCCACAUACAAUGCACUGAUUGAGCGCAAGAAGGGAGAGAUUAGACGGCCAUUCGUUCUCACUCGCUCUUUCUACGCCGGAUCCCAGCGCAUGGGUGCUAUGUGGACUGGUGACAACCAGGCAAACUGGGAGCACCUAGCCGCGUCAUUCCCUAUGAUUCUUAACAAUGGUAUUGCCGGUUUCCCCUUUGCCGGAGCAGACGUCGGAGGGUUCUUCGGAAAUCCAAGCAAGGAACUCCUUACCAGAUGGUACCAGGCAGGCGCCUUUUACCCCUUCUUCCGUGCUCAUGCACACAUCGACACCCGUAGAAGGGAGCCCUAUAUGGUCGGUGAACCAUAUCGAAAUAUCAUCUCACAGGCACUCCGAGUCCGAUAUCAACUUUUACCCGCCUGGUAUACCGAAUUCCACCGUGCUUCCGUCAACGGUUCCCCAAUCGUCCGGCCUCAGUAUUAUGUCCACCCAUCGGAUGAACAGGGUUUCGCCAUAGAUGAUCAGCUUUACCUCGGCCGGACGGGGCUUCUUGUCAAGCCAGUUGUCACUGAAGGCUCUACGAGCGUUGAUAUCUACAUAUCCGAUGAAGAGAAGUACUACGACUACUUUGACUUUACCAUUUACCAGGGAGCUAGGAAGAAGCAUACUGUCAAUGCUCCCUUGGAGAAGCUUCCUAUUCUCAUGCAAGGCGGCCACAUCAUUCCCAGAAAGGACAGGCCACGACGAAGCAGCGGCCUGAUGAAAUACGAUCCGUAUACACUUAUUGUUGUCCUCGACAGCAAGGGUCAAGCGGAAGGAGAGCUGUAUGUUGAUGACGGUGAAACCUUCGACUACAAGCAAGGAGCAUACAUCCACCGCCAAUUUGUUUUCUCAGGCACCACGCUCUCUUCCAACGACCAAGCUACCAUUGGUGCCAAAACGAACCAAUAUCUUAAGACCAUGGCCGAAGUACAGGUUGAGAAGAUUGUUCUUGUCGGUAUCCCUAGCGACUGGAAAGGUAAAGGUAGUGUUUUGGUACUAGAAGACGGCGCAAAAUCGGGUGUCAAAGCCAGCUUGGACUGGCAUGACGCAGAGGAUGGCAAGGCAGCGUAUGCGAUCGUGAAGAAACCCGGGGUUUCAAUCACCAAAUCAUGGAAGAUUGACUUUGCUUAG